Messenger RNA from Daucus carota subsp. sativus, 387 nucleotides. RefSeq lists its product as uncharacterized. Lineage: Eukaryota; Viridiplantae; Streptophyta; Magnoliopsida; Apiales; Apiaceae. The coding region runs from base 1 to 387 and encodes 128 amino acids. The transcript is spliced from 2 exons. The record is from RefSeq and is a predicted model, not a curated record.
AUGGAAGUUGCGGAUCAAGAUGAUAUUCUGUUUGCAGAUUUGAGCAAGCAAAUCUCUCUUCUCAUAAUGGACGACGAAGAUCACCUCCCCUAUCCUCCGGUUACUUAUCAGGUAUAUUCUCGAGUUGUUCAGCCAAUGACACAGCCAGCACAAGUGCUGAAUUACGAGCAGAGCAAAGGAACGGGGGUUUUUAUACCGCGAUCGACACAUCGUAGAAGAAAGAGCAAGCAAGGAAGAUCGAAUACUGAUUACAAUGCUGCUGCUGCAUCAAAGAAUACUACAGAGUGCUCCCAGAACAACUCAAAAGGCCUUCUUGCUCCGCAGCAGGGCCAGUUGGCUUACAAUAAUUACACAUUUUACAGUUCUUUUAAUCACAAAAGGAUUUGA